CACCACUGGACAUCACGUAGGCGUGUGUAGGCAGGAUAAUAACGGUAGAUAUGCGUUUGAACUGUGUUUUCGCGCCACAGCUUUGUCUGUCAUUUGCGAAGAAGAGGAGGAGCCGGGACGGAUGUUUAACCUUAUAAUUAUUCAGGUUGGAAUCCUAUAACCAUUAAAGGAAACCUCUCAUCGUGAGGCUGUUAAGGAAACCACCAGUUGUUCUGUUCCAUUCCAUGGAAGGUGAGACCAGCGGCCCCUGGUCCCAUAAACCAUCACAGCGCCUUUCAAGCAUCACAGCAGAUCAUUCAUAUGCCACAAAUCUGAGAGGGGAUGUGACUGCUAAGCCCAGAGACAUUAUGGAGAUGACUGGCAGCUGUAAUCAGCAGUAUGAGAGUGAGAUGUAUGGAGACGUUUCGUCUUCAGAUGAUGACUCUUUAAGCUUGUUGUGGGAUCGUGAGACCUGGCAAAGCAUAGAAGUAGUGGAGUACAUGGACAUUAGUGAUUUAUAUUCACAAGUUGGCAUCAAAGAGCAGAAUGAGAAAGUUGAGGUGGAGAUAAACAGACUCAAACCCCCCGAGCCAGGGAUAUCCAGCUGUACCAAGUCUGUAGCAGGCCCUGCUGAUUCUACAACCCAAUCAGGUAAUUCAAAGGCUUCGCAGUGUCUGAAAUUCACCAAGAAACAACUUAACAAGCGAGAUGCAAAGGGAGAGAAUCUUCUGCACAAAGCAUGCAAGAAAAAUGAUCUGGAACAAGUCAAAAUGCUGAUUCAGGCUGGGAUCAGUGUCAACAUGGAGGAUUAUGCAGGCUGGACAGCCCUCCAUGAGGCUUCUCUGGGUGACGAGGCAGUGGUUAAGGAGCUGCUGAAGGCUGGAGCCAAUGUCAACGCCAGAAGCUUUGAUGGUGUCACACCCCUAAAUGAUGCUGUUAUGUCUGGAAACUAUCAGGUAGUGAAGCUUCUCCUCCAGCAUGGGGCCAACCCCAGUGACAGGACUGUCGGUGGCCGGAGUGCAAUGGACAUGGCAGAGGACGAGACCAUGAAAGAGCUGCUCUCUUUCCCAGGACCUUCUGUUAUACAUGAGCUGCCUCGUGAGGCGCCUACACAUCAAGAACAACCAGCAAAGGCUUCGCAAUGUCUGAAAUUCACCAAGAAGCGACUUAACAAGCGAGAUGCAAAGGGAGAGAAUCUUCUGCACAAAGCAUGCAAGAAAAAUGAUCUGGAACAAGUCAAAAUGCUGAUUCAGGCUGGGAUCAGUGUCAACAUGGAGGAUUAUGCAGGCUGGACAGCCCUCCAUGAGGCUUCUCUGGGUGACGAGGCAGUGGUUAAGGAGCUGCUGAAGGCUGGAGCCAAUGUCAACGCCAGAAGCUUUGAUGGUGUCACACCCCUAAAUGAUGCUGUUAUGUCUGGAAACUAUCAGGUAGUGAAGCUUCUCCUCCAGCAUGGGGCCAACCCCAGUGACAGGACUGUCGGUGGCCGGAGUGCAAUGGACAUGGCAGAGGACGAGACCAUGAAAGAGCUGCUCUCUUUCCCAGGACCUUCUGUUAUACAUGAGCUGCCUCGUGAGGCGCCUACACAUCAAGAACAACCAGGUGACCCAUCUUCAGAGGCUCGGUGCCACCAGCAACUCUCCUGCCAGAGCAGCUUUAACAAGGCAAAUAAGCAAUCCAGAGAAUCAGGUGACAGAGACGGAGCCAGAGAGCCUGGUGACAUUCAGCUGAGGAAGAAAGACACCACCACGGAUUAUCUGAGUCAUCCAGAGGCCAUAACAGCAGUUUUGGAGGAGAUGGGGAAGAAACUAUUAGAGAUAUGGACUUGGCCUCUAACAGGUCCAGAGGAUGCAGGCAGAUAUAACGCUGCUCUAACACAGAUCCAGAAUGUGCUGAUGGAGGUGCUCAGCAAACACCGUAUGGAGAAGGAGAACCUUGCCCAAAAAUCCCGGAGUGUGCCCGACUACCUUCGGCACCGUGUGUUGAAAAGUCAACUCGCCUCCCUCGCUUCACGUCAGAGGAACUUGAAGGAGAUCCUCCAGUUGCAAUCGCAUUUGGUAGAGAAGUUUGUAACCAUGAAGGCCAAACUUUCCACUCAGCCUCCCAACCAUCAGGAUAGUACAGUAGUGAGACAGCAGCCAGAUCUGGUCUCCACGCCGGUCUCUUAUAAAGCUAGAGAAGAACACAGCUGCGGUCCAAAUGGUCAUAGAAAAGAAAGCCUUGAACCAUUGACACGGACCAGUGUGUUAGGAUCGAUCCUUACAUUUCCCACGCCUCCUGUUCGUUCAGCAAUGAAUGCGAGCGUCGUUAGCUAUCAGAGCAGUGCCCCACAGGCAGGAAACACUUUACAACACAUCAACUUUCAGAUGAAAGGAAACAAUGCUCUGAUACAGACAAGAGCUGAAGACAACAGCAAACAUCUCUCUUCGCUCAUCCAGAGGGGAGUUAUGGAAGUUGGAAGUCUUCAUUACUGGCUUUAUGCUAAUGUGCUAGAGGAUGGCUCAUUAAAGGACAAAAAAGGCAGGAAACACCCAACUCCAGAACAAUGGUUGGAGGUUAUCCUUGGCAACAACAUCCCUGUCAGCUCAUCCUACGCCUGGGAAAAGGUGAUGUUCAAAAACAAACCUUUGUCGCAUUACUUCUUGAACGGGCAGACUGAAGGUCCUGAGGACGAUGUCCGGCGCUGCGCGGCUGCUCCUUCUCAGCAGGCGCUGACCCCAGAGGCCGUUACCCUGAGUCUCAUGAAAAUCCAGAUAAUCCAUCUGGUGGAUGACGCAGAGCUGCUGCCCAACGCCAUGAUGGACUGUUACUGGGAGAAGCUCCUUAAGAACGACUGUUCAGAGUCUGAUGACUGGGGCACUGAAUUAUUAUAAUGAUCCCUCCACACACGUUCUCCAUAACUGUGUUUGUUUUGAGAAUUGAACUUGUGAGGUUUACUUAAUCUCUGUUUUAUGAUCAAUUCACUGUGGGUCUUAUGUGACUUUCAGACCCACGAAUGGGAUUGAAAAGUAUUUCCCUCUAUUUUAUUUAACUUCGAUCCUUUCCCACUUUACAGCUGUGAUGUUCUGUAUGUGUUUGUACUUCAGCUUUCUACCAGAAUGACACUGUCGUGUUUUACUGUAGCCAUAAACACUCAUUUCAGUGUUCUGUUCACCUGAAACCAAAGCAAUAAAGAUAAGACAGUUGA
Molecule: messenger RNA, 3163 nt
Organism: Sander lucioperca (pikeperch)
Lineage: Eukaryota; Metazoa; Chordata; Actinopteri; Perciformes; Percidae
Product: ankyrin repeat domain-containing protein 31-like
Exons: 17
Coding region: 225-2849 (874 amino acids)
Molecular function (GO): protein binding
Source: RefSeq, a predicted model, not a curated record